This is a messenger RNA of Lytechinus variegatus (green sea urchin), 1440 nucleotides long. RefSeq names its product inactive pancreatic lipase-related protein 1-like. The record is from RefSeq and is a predicted model, not a curated record. Gene Ontology annotation, molecular function: lipase activity. Bases 116 to 1252 code for a protein of 378 amino acids. The transcript is spliced from 5 exons. NCBI's taxonomy places the organism in Eukaryota, Metazoa, Echinodermata, Echinoidea, Temnopleuroida, Toxopneustidae.
UAGUUGCUGCAGUGGGCUUGUCUAUUUCGAACAGAAACACUGGUUAUUGACAACUCGUUGCCAACGGUCAUUAUUUGUAACGUAAAGUUAUCAACGGAUAAAAUAGACCACGAAGAUGAACUCUUUUCGUUAUACUUUGGGCUUCUUAACCGUGUUUUUAUGCACGAAGAUCGCUUGGUGCCAAGAUGCGACCACGCCCACCCAAGAUACGACCACGCCCACCUGCUACGACGGGGUUGGUUCUUAUACAUUCUCUGUCAGCUUCGGUACAUGUCAUCAACGCUCCCCGAGAUCUACGGCAGACAUCUGUUCCAGCUUUACUCUCAUUUCAAAUGAGACACGAGAAAAGGGCGGGGUUGAUGUGAGCAAUUUAUCAAACCCACCAUUCGAUUCUAGUCGAGAUACCAAGAUUCUAAUACCAGGGUUUACCAAUGAAUUCCUGGAUGAGAAAUGGGAUCAACUUAAAGAGGCAUUUCUUGAUGAGGGAAACAAUGUUAUCAUGGUGAAUUGGAGUCAAGCAGCGAACCUUACCAACUACGCCCAAGCUCGUGCCGAUGCUCGUGUUGUAGGUUUCCAAGUUGCACACGUCAUCUCAUACAUCGUAAACAACACCAGUGCAACAUACGAUCAGAUGCAUCUCAUCGGGGGCGGUAUGGGUGCUCAUGUAGCUGGUUAUGCUGGGAGUACGGGGCAACAGAUGGCCAGGAUUACAGGUCUUGAUCCAGCCGGUUCAGAGGGUAACCCAGAGACCUUUGGUCUAUCUGGUGGACCGUCACGUGGUCAGCAAUGUCGACUGGACAUUACUGAUGCAGAAUAUGUGGACAUCAUCCAUACAAACGCUCAUAGUGGACUGGACGGGGGUUAUAUCGGACUGCCUUUUCAGCUGGGUCAUCAAGAUUUCUUCGUUAACAACGGCAUCAACCAACCGGGAUGCAAUGAACAUGGUGAGGAUGAGGAAGUCUGCAACCACGGCCGAGCUCUGGACUACUUCAUCGAGAGCGUUCCCUUGGCAAACUACGGGAGCUUCCCUUGUGAGGAGAAAGCACACACCCUUGAGGAACUCCAGGACGGGGCCGGAGUGGCAUGUAACCCGGAGAACCCAUGCCCAGAGAUGGGAUACAGAGCAGAGAAGAUUAAAGGGGAUGGGUUUGCUUAUCUGGUCGAGACCAAUGCUGAGUCUCCAUAUACUAUGCCAUACCCUAUCAUCCAGCACUGGACCAGUACAACCGAUGUAUCCGGAUCAAUCGAAUAAUAUAUUAGGCAAAAUAUGUUCGGGGGAGGGGAAGGAAACACCGCAACGUGGACACAUUUCUCGUCCAUAAAAAUAUAAAAGCAGCACGUGAAAUGCAUUGAUUCAUCUAGCCCCUCAUUUACAUACCGACCAAGACGUGCAUAUAAAUGUUUUAUUACAUUAAGUGAAGCUUUAAAAUAAUAAUGAUA